AUGGAGACCCAUGGUGGCAAGAUGCGAGGCCUUGGCCAAAAUGACUAUCGACGGGACAAAGUCCGGACUGAUCGAAUCGCGUCAAGUGAUGCUAACGAGGAUGUCUACCAUGAGACAACUCGUACUCCACUGUCCCAGAUUCUGGCAAGCCCUCCGAUCUCAGUUCAACCUCGGCCAAUCUACCCUCGCGCCUCAUAUCGUCAGAUACAUGUACCCACCACAUAUGAGAGUGACUACUCGGCUCCAUACCCCACUCAGUACUCCCCUGACACGUUCCCCGGCGAUCAUACGUACUCAGGCGAUCUUCUAUCCCGCGGGUCAAGCCUCAUUCGCCAAGCAAAUGACGCCAACCCGUUUCGUGUCCGAACAGAGGAAGAAAGACCUCGGAGCCGAAGCCCUCCUUACAUGUCCCCAGUUCCAGGUCUUUUGGAUCCAUAUGCUGGACUAGUCCCUAUUUAUUCUAACUUCCGCGGAUCUAUCACUCCAUCGCCAAAUCGAAGUGUGCAACCACUCAUCUCACCCGAAUCUCUUGAACGCGGGCGCCCCCUAAUCAGGAACGAGGAGCACCGGAUUGAUCUGCCCCAGAUCACAGAGUCUCCCUUGGAUCUAGGUGAACAUAAGCACCCUCAAAAUGCCCAAAAGUCCCCGCUUGCCUCGCGUCACACCGAGCGUGCGCAAGAGCGCGCAGGUCAAGCCCAGAAGGAGGAAAACGGGCUUCAAUGCGAAUUCGCAGACCCGUGCCGGAUGGAAGCAUCCCCCGAUGGAUUGCAUUUCCGCAAGGUCGUCUCGCAUGUUUUUGGACGCAACAAGGCAGUCACCAAGAUCUUUCCAGCCAAGGUCUGGGUUCACUACUGUCGGAAGCAUUACCAACGCGCUCGCUACCGAGCGGAUCAGUGGCCAUUCACCCAGUGUGAUCUUUUAAUGGAGUCACUCCAUCGAAUGGAAGAAUGGAACGGAGUUGCCGAUUUCGAGCUCACUCUCCGCCGUCGCGAGAAGAUUCGCGUUGCCGAGGUCGCAGAUGGUAAGUUGGCCAAGAAAGAAGCCACUGCCAAAGACAAGCAGGCUCCACGGUCGACUCGACCAGGAAGAAAGCACCCCACGGCGAUCAUUGCGCCGACCCCAGACUGGCUUCGACAGUGUGCCGGUGAUCACCUGUCCUUCGCCGAGAUCCGCACCAUCAUUGAGCGCAUCCGGCAGUACAUGAGUGCUCUUCGCAAACGGGAGAAGGAGCAACAGGCUGAGCAGAUCGACCAGUUCAAGAAGGCGACCACCAACGACGAGGGUCAAUCUACACUUGUGGUGCGCACCCACUCAAAGCGCCACCAGGCCAAGUCCCACCCAUACAAGCCUCGUCCGGCACCAAGCAUGGUCCGCUUCCCGGACAUCGAGAUUCUGCCCAACUUCCGGCCUUGGGUCCGCGAAGCCGCUCUUCGCCAGCGCAAAGCUGAGGCUGCUCAGCUUGGAGAAUAUCCUGGGGGCUCUAUUCAGGGACGCGGUCACACCAUUCUCCCUCUGCGUCCUCGAAACCCUUCUUUGACCGGCAAUGUCGGUCACUGUGAGAUUGGACGGGUUGGCACCAACCGUGGAAGCUCGACGAGUCAGCAGACUCGUAGCCGACGCGUCUACGAACAGGCUUUGGAUCGCAGUUCUCGCCGUCGACCCGUGAAGGAAUCUGAUCGGCUGGACCAUAAGGUGGGCCUGAUCCGCCGCCAGCCCACGUGUGGUGAGAAGUAG
Molecule: messenger RNA, 1734 nt
Organism: Penicillium brevicompactum
Lineage: Eukaryota; Fungi; Ascomycota; Eurotiomycetes; Eurotiales; Aspergillaceae
Product: putative pathogenicity factor
Exons: 4
Coding region: 1-1734 (577 amino acids)
Source: RefSeq, a predicted model, not a curated record